Molecule: messenger RNA, 2047 nt
Organism: Nothobranchius furzeri (turquoise killifish)
Lineage: Eukaryota; Metazoa; Chordata; Actinopteri; Cyprinodontiformes; Nothobranchiidae
Source: RefSeq, a predicted model, not a curated record
UGUGUCAUAUUUUGGGCAUACAUUCAAAACUAAUUAAUGUGGUGAUUCCAGUUGUCACAAAUAAAUACCUACUACUAAGAUGUCUCCAAAUGCAUGCUGUACAUUUUCCCGGUUGUUUAACUAUUUUGUUGUAGAGUCUGCUUUUCUCCACUUAUUUAGCUUAGCUCUCCUAAGUUCUCCAUUUCUUCUGAGCCUUCCUUGGAUAGAUUGCCGAAUCUCUUCUCCUGUAAAAACCGACUGCUUCCUCCUCCUCCUCCUGCAUCCCAUCCCCUCCAGUCCUAUGAGAUGCUGAUAACAUUUAACAGCUCUUAACCCGUUUAAGAGUCACCCACAGUUGCCUCAUUCCUAUUUAUCCACAAUAUGCAUUCAAUGUAUUGUUUCACAAGCAUGUUUCUCAUUUUUUGUGUUUUAUGUUUUUUCUUCUUCCCUUUUCACUUUUCGUUUUAUCUCCUGUGCAUGUCCUUUGUCCUUUCAUCUGUCCACAGUGUGUGUGAUUAUCCCCCUGACCCCCAGAGGCACUGAAACAGCCUUUUUUAUGCAGGCUCCAACCUCAGUUUUCCUAACACCAACACCUACUCCUCCACCCACUCCCCUCACACUUACUGCAGCAGCUUGCUCUCGUCCCUUCUCCUCACGCCGCUCUCCAAGUUACGAGUCCUCCAUUUCGCUCAAAGACCUGGCUCCUUCAGCACCAUUUGAGCAGACACAAUCCAGCUUUUUCAUCCAUUGUUCCUCAUGCUCCACUCAGCCAUACCCAUCUUCAAACCCUUGGCAGUCUCCAGCCUUCCCUUUUAUGUCGUGUUUGACCUCCCCCAUACCCCUGAUCACCUCACCUUUACCUUCCUCACCUGCUCCUUACUCCUCACCAUUUUCAGCCACAUCUGCUCCAACAUCUCCAGCAUCUUGUCCAGCCUCCCCCACUUUAAGCACCCCAGUUCUUUCACAAGCAGAAACAGUCACCCUUUCACUUACAUUAUCUGGCUCCUCUGAGGAUCUGUCCUGCCAAACUGUACCUUCCAUCAAAACCCCCACCACCCCAAGCAUCCUUUCUGUAUCCUGCUGCGAAGAUCACAACUCAUCUCAGCUCAUUGCUGCACUUGUGUCACCCACCCUCCCCUCAUCCCCGUGCAUGGCUUCACCCUCUGUCACCGCCUCUGCAAGCAAAGAUUCUUUAGCGGCCCAGCUGGCCUCCUCCUCCCGCCCCAUUUCUCCUCUUUCCAUUUGCACUCUCCCACCUAUCUCCCCUUCAGGAUCCCGUUGUCCUAGCCCUGGUCCUCCUUCUCCCCCUAUUCGCUCCUUGUCUCCUUGUCCCGUUUGCCAGUGCAAAUGUGCACCCUCAGUCAACCCAUCUCCUGCUCUGACCCACAUUGAUCCUUCCAAAAUGGAAAUAUACAUUUAGAGUUCCUCCAUCCUUCUCUUCGACUUCUAAUACAUCUCUCACCUUUCAUCUCUACCAUGUGAGCAUGUAACAGAACACCCCGGCAAAAGAAAAUUAGUCUUACACUUUUAACACCCCACGCUAUUAUAGAGCCACUAAUGCGUUUCAUUUUAAUCGUCUAACCUCACUAAAUAGAUAUGAAUCUCACUAAAUAUAAAAUAUCGUUUUACCGAAUGUUUAAAGUGUAUAUUAAUAAUUCUGUGUGGAAUAUUUACUUUGCUGACGUGCUGUAAAACGUAUGUGGCAACUGCAAUUUACUGGAAAUGUUUCACUUUUAUGUGGAAAACUGUUACAAUUUAGCUAGUGGUUGACUGGAUACAUGCUUCACACCUCAGUCUCUGUCAUUGGUCACUUCGUGAUGUUAUGUGGUGUUUGUGUUGAGGUUUUGCUUGUGUGUGUGUGUGUGUGCGUGCGUGUGUGUGUGCGUGCGUGCGUGCGUGCGUGCGUGCGUGCGUGCGUGCGUGCGUGCGUGCGUGCGUGUGUGUGUGUGUGUGUGUGUGUGUGUGUGUGUGUGUGUGUGUGUGUGUGUGUGUGUGUGCGUGCGUGUGUGUGUGUGUGCUGUUUCAUAGCUUCCAUGUGUGUUUGUCUGUACAUUUGUCAUCCUGUCAC